ACCUGACAACAAAAUAAGCAACGGUAGGGGGUUGUGAGAUAAACAGCGGCUUCCUCGAUCAAUUUUCUUGGUCCAGACUGAGUUCACGACACCAUGAGUUUUGGUGCAAGUGGCUCGUUAAGAUUUGAUGUGGGAAAUCAUGGAAGGGAUCAAGGGAUUUUCUGGCAAGCAGGGUCACAGAAGAAGCCUGCUAAAAAGUUUGGAUACAAAAAGAAAGAAAUGAAAUACCCUUUGAGAAAGAUUGGUCCUGCUGAAACUGUUGUGGAGCAUAAUGAGGUAAAAAACAACCAACAGAAUAAAAGUCACAGGAAGAAUUUUGUGAGGAAGAAUAAAGAAAAUGCGUCUAACUUGAUGCGAACAAAGGAUGGAAUCUCCAAGGAAAAUGGUGGAUAUUAUACACUCACGCACAAGCAAUUAAAUGCCAUUCUCCAGUCUGUGGGAAAAAUUGCCUCAUUGCGAGGAGAAGGUGUAAAUAUUGCCAUAGACGAAACAUUGGCAUUACAGGAUAAAGUUUCAGAUCCCCUGACAAAUGAACUAAAGAUUGAUCCAACAGAAGUUACUGACUCUGGAAAUGAUGAAAAUAAAGAACAGGUGAAGGAGAGUGAAACCUUUGAUGCCACAAAGGAAGGUUCUGAACAUGGCGAGGCUGGGGAAUGUAACUCAGGUGAGGUCGUCAAAGAAGUGGAGAGUCCCCGACUGGCGAAGACUGAAAUGCACAAUAGUAAACAGUCAGAGGAUCAAACCACAGCCAGAAGUGAAACGAAAAGCAGGAAGACAAGAAAGCAAAAGCAAAAAGUGUCAGAAGAAGCCAGAGAGAAAGAAAACCAAAUCACUGAGGCUGAGGUAUCAAAAGUUGAAGAGAAUCAGACUGAGCAUAGAUUUUCCCCACCCCCAAUUCCCAGGUCUCACAUGACAAAGGCAGAGAAACUCCGCCAGGAGAUGAGACAGAAUCAAGACAAGAAUGAGAGUGUAAGAGGCCUGAGACAGAGUUCUGAUGACCCAACUCAGAAAGCCGAGGUCAGUAAGGUGGAGAAGCGCCGGGACAGAAAUCCCCUUACAAACAGCAGAGAUGAGACCUCCCCUAUAAAGUUUCACAUUCCUCCCCUCAUUCCAAAGGCUCACCUCACAAUGGCCGAGAAAAAAAGGCUGCAGUGGGAAAUAGAGAGAGGUGAGACUAUCAAUACUCCCCCAAGCACAAAGAAAACUACUUCAUCAGCAGACAAAGUGACACCCAGGGAAGAAAAGUCAAAGGAAAAAGAAAAUGAUGACAGGAAAACUGUGGACCAGAAGGAUAAUAGCUUAGGUGGAAGUGAACCACUAAAGAUGCUGAUUCCGAAGGCCCAUCUUUCGCAGGCUGAAAGGAAACGACUUCAGUGGGAGUUGGAAAAAGCUGAACAGAAGAGUGUGGUCAGCUAUGACCCUUGGGGCCGACCUGGUGCAGGAGCCCCUAUCCGAACCAACUCUGGGAAACCACUGGCUGACUACAAGUCCAGAAAGGAGCAAGCCCUAAGGCUAUCCUUGGAGGCCAGACAGGAGCCUCAGCCAGCCUCCACCAAUCCAUCCCAGGCUCCCCAAUCACCAGACUCACAAAGCCCCUCCAAGAUGAUGGCUAACCAAAGCCAUUGGACUGAACCAGCAGCAAUGAGAAGCUCAUUUGCUAUUGGGUUCAUUGCCCCAAAUGAAGAACGGUUCAAAUCAACAAAAGAGGAAGAGCGUAGAAAAUGGCUGGAGGACUUAGAGAAGCAGAGAGAAGAGAGGCGACUUCAGAAAUUAGCUGAGAAGGAGAAGGAUCGUCAGUAUUUUCAGGAGACCUGGGCUGACAAACUAACCCAUGAGCCUCAUCCCCCUGCACCCCUCCCAGACCAAACGGCCAGCCUCACCCCAAGGACAGACUACCCCCAUACUCAGCCUGCCACUGUUCUCACUCCCAGGGUAGGAAGUGCUCCGCAGGCUACUACAUCAGGCUUUAAUGACAGUAAGAACUACACUCGAGGUCAAGGCUCUUUGCUUGACCCGUCGACCAUUAAGGAGAUGGAGGAGAAAAGAAGGAGACAUUUAGAGCACCAGGCUGCAGUAUUAGCCCAAGUAGAAGAGAACCAGAAGCUCAAACGGUUGGAGAGAGAAAGAAAAAUACAGGAAGAAUUGGAAGAAGAGAGAAAACUACAGCAAGAACGAGACGUGUUACAAAAUCAGUACAAAGAGGAACAGAAGAAAUCUAGAUUAAAAGAGGAAGCAAGACAACGACGCUUGCUAGAGCUAAAAAAUGCUAUGGAUGAAGCUCACUACAACGCACAGCAGGAAAAACAUAUGAAGCGAAUGCAGCACCUUCAACAAGGAGGUCAUGACAUCAAACGAUUGCAGGCGACUAUUGAAGACCCUAUUGUUGAUUUACACCAAUCAGAAGCUGGCUUACUUAACGCCAACUUGACACCACGCCCAACUGCAAGGCAUGUGGAGCCAACCUCUGUCCCAGGCCUGGACUUGACUCCCCGACUGUGGCACCCGUCACAGGAGACCACAGAUCCUGCCCCUGCCCCUUCCCCAGCACCUCCCCCUGUUGGCCAAGAACCACUGCCAGCACAAACACAGCAUAAGACAGCAGUAGAAAGGUAUCACCAUGAGCCAUACACAGAGAAUCGUGUGCUGACCCCCAGUCUGUAUCGCAAGCCUGUAGCAGACCCGCUGUCCCCAAGAAGGGAUUUCUCCACACAAACAGACUUUAAUCUCUUGAAGGAGGAUGUAACACGGCAGAAUAGUGAGGUGUCUAUUGUCUAUAAGGAAAAGAAACAACCUGCUCAGAAUAAGAAGGUUCGUGUGAAAAGUGCUGAUAAAAAUGUUGACAGCAAUCUGGAUAAACAAAACAAAAAACCACCCAUGGGGAAGAAGGGGCCGCUAAAAAUCAGUGAGAGGCCCAAAUGGGGCACUCAGAAUCAAAAACAAGCCAAGAACAAGAAGCAGUCUGAAAGAGAUCCGUUUUACCAGCGGAAGAUUGAGGAGAGACGUGAGAGGCGUGCAAGACGAGAGAGGGAGCUUCUGGCUUCGGUAGAGGCGAACAAGCGGAUGAUACCAGGAGAAAAGGGCACAGGGCACAGAGAGGAGAGAGUGGAACACGUGGGCGGGUCUAAUCGUGCUUAUCAUGACAAGGAUGAUCUAUUUCAUGGGACAGACAGAAGUGGGCAGUAUGACAGGCUAGAGGGCAUGAGAAGACAAACCCAGUCGCCACCUAUGGGACGGACGAGAGACAGAUCUCCCACCACCAAUUACCGUGGCGACAGUCGGACCACUGUCAUCACCACCCAUGCACACUCCCCCCCUAUACCUGCCCUGCGUCACAAAAUGGACAUCUGGAAAGACUCGCAGGAUUUUGUGAAUGAUUACCAGUUGGAAACCCACAGUUACAAUAAUUACCAUUCGUCACAGCCUGGUCAGACCCAGGUCAAGCCCUCAAACUCUCAUUAUCAGGAUGACCCGUUUGAAGAUGCCCCAUUUGAGCCAAGUGAUUUCAUUCCUUUCACAAGGACAAGUGAGGUUUUAGACCCGGGUAGGGCGGCAGUCCCGGUUAUUGUGUCCAGAGAAAGCAGUGCAGUGACCAGGGCACGCAACGAAUACCACAAAGGGCAACAACCUGGUCACCAUGGUAACCAAAUGGAAUACUACGAUGACAAGAAAUAUCAGAUAUUGACGCCAGUACAGAAGGAUCCAAUAUUAAACCCUAACGUUGUGAAGGGUCACCCGACUCCAAGGCAGGACUUGAUUCUUCAGCAGCUGUCUCAUCUCAAACUGAAUUUAAUGCAGCGACAACGUGAAUUAGAGACAUGUAUGUCCCCAAGUGACCUGACUCAGCCCUGAGACAUGAGCCUGUAGGUGAUGUGCGAGAGCCUGAAGAAGAGCGAUGUGUUGCGACAUAGAGCAUCUUAGGAAGCUGUGCAUUGUGGCGAAGAGCCUGUAAAAGACUGAAGAAGAGCGAUGUGUUGUGCCAUGGUGCCUUUAGGGGAGACAAGCAUUAAGCUAAAGAGAUAAUUGAGGAUCAGUGUAUUUUGGCAAGGAAUGUGUAGGAGAGCAGUGUGUUGUAAUAUGGAGCCUUGAGGAGAGCUGUCGCAUCAGAUGGAUCCUGGAGGAGAUCUGUACAUUUUGGCAUGGAGCCUGUUUGAGAGUAUGCAUCGUGGUAUCACCCUUGGUUCAGGGAUAUGAUAAAGAAUACAAUGUCUCCAUGAACCUGUAUCUUGAGAUGCCAUGGCAGCUAAAUUUUGUACCAGAUGUUGUAUGUUCCCAUCAGACAGUAAUUAUAAAAUAUGUACAAGAAGCCACCAAAAGAAAUUAUUCCUUUAGAUCUCUAUUUUUUCAACGCAGUUGCAAAGCGAUGUCAUAUCCAUUUUUUUUUCUGUAGAUCUCAAAGCACUAGAUUUGAGUCCUGUGAUUUAGAUAUGAUGACAAUCCACUCAUUUUCUUCACACAAACUAAAGUUGUUGAUGUGUUGGGCUUCCCAAAGUAUCAGUUUUUAUUUCCAUCUGUACCCUCAAGUUUUCAAAAUAAUCUCAAACAUUUGUGACAGGAUAUGCCUGUAAACUUCAUUGUUUUCUCACUAUGUUAUGUAAGUAACAUUUGGAAUUUUACGGCUGUGUGAAAUGGUGUGCAUGUUUGAUAUGUGGAACUGGAUAUGAAAACAGUGAUUGAUCAAAACAGUCAGUGGGAAUGUGAUGUGAUAGAAUCUAUAUUUGUACUGGUAUAUUACGAUAUUCAAUAAUACUAGAUACAGUGAGACUGGUAUUGCUUUUGGCACUGGCUGGUUAUAGUGUUGAUUAUAUCCAUGUGUACUCCUUUGGAAUCAUUGUUCACGCCAUUCUUCCUUUGUAGAUGUGUACAUGUAUUUGUGACUUUUGACGCUGAAUAUAAU
Molecule: messenger RNA, 4894 nt
Organism: Liolophura sinensis
Lineage: Eukaryota; Metazoa; Mollusca; Polyplacophora; Chitonida; Chitonidae
Product: coiled-coil domain-containing protein 66-like
Exons: 22
Coding region: 94-3849 (1251 amino acids)
Biological process (GO): cilium assembly
Cellular component (GO): cilium; microtubule
Molecular function (GO): microtubule binding
Source: RefSeq, a predicted model, not a curated record